Messenger RNA from Cuscuta epithymum, 1019 nucleotides. The record is from the annotation of a GenBank genome assembly. NCBI's taxonomy places the organism in Eukaryota, Viridiplantae, Streptophyta, Magnoliopsida, Solanales, Convolvulaceae.
GGAAAAGUUGAUAAGCAUGGAACAUUUAAAACGUGAAGGAACCUGGGGGGAUUGUGGAACUUGGCUGUCCUGUUUAAAGUCUGAGCGUUUCUUUGGCGGGCUACCAGGAAUUGUCUGCCAAAUCGGAUGUGCCUUCGGAAAAAAGGAGUUGCAUGUCCGUCUUUAUGUGUUCUGUGCGGAAUGGAAGAGGAGCAUAAUUGGCAUUUGUUUACUCAAUGUGGUCUUAGUAAAAAAUCUUUGGAAAUUGCAGGUCUUUGGCCAAAGAUAGAGGAAGCUUCACACCAGGUGGACGGUUUUAGUGAGCUGGUGUGGUUGCUGCUGCAGAAACUGGAGGAAUGGGAGUGCAAAAGGGCUGCUAUGGUGCUAUGGAGCAUUUGGCGGGCUAGAAAUGUCAAACACGUGGAUGGUGUGGUAGAGACUGAGCAUCACAUUAAUAUGAGGGCUGCAGACAUACUGAAAGCAUGGGAGACUGCUCAUUAUCAAGGGCGAACACCGGAUAUAAAUGAGAGAACUAACGAUGCAAGAUGGAUACCGCCGCCAAGUUCGAGGGUCAAAUGCAACAUUGAUGGUGCUUUAAUAGCAGGUGGUCGAUUUGUGGGGGCAGGUCUUUGCUUGCGUGACCAUAUGGGUAAAUUUCUUGGUGCAAGAACGUCUUGGCUUCGAGCAAGAAUGAGUCCUAGUGAGGCGGAAGUGUGGAGUCUGCUACAAGCUCUAUUGUGGAUGGAAGAAAUGGGCCAUACAAAGGUUGAGUUUGAGAUGGACUGUAAACAAGUUGUUGAUGAUCUAGACUGGAUAAAAGAUAUCCUUCCGAGUAUGGCGCCUUGAUACAAGAAUGCAAAACAAUGUUACAAAAUCGGAAUGAAUAUUUUGUCAUUUUUACUAAACGGCAAGCCAAUGGUAGUGCACAUGCUCUUGCUAAGGCAACCUGUUAUGCUUCCCGUCAAGACUUUUUUCAUCCUCCGGAUUGUAUUCGACAUCUUAUUAGUAAUGAAACGAAUUAAUCUUCUUCUGUAAAAAAA